GUGUGUGUGUGGGGGACAGUGUGUGUGUGUGUUUGUGUGUGUGUGUGUGAGGGUGCAUUGAACACCUGUAGAGGGACGUUCUCCACCUGAGGAUGCUGUACUGGUGUUGACGGGAGAGUGACAGUGUGUGUGUAAGUGUGUGUGUGUGUGUGUGUGUGUGAGAGUGUGUGUGUGAGGGUUGGACGUUCUCCAGUGAUUGGUGGAUUGAUUGGAUUUACAGGUGUGAGGAUUUAAUGAUCAGUGAAGAAUAAUCUGAGCAGAAGAGGAUAAAGAGGAGGAGGAGGAGGAGGAGGAGGAGAUGGCGGGAUUGGGUUUCAGGAUCGCUCUGGUUCUGACCAUUCUGACCCUGACCUUCUAUAACAGCGGGGUUGAGGGUCAGAGAGCAGGUUGUAAGAACGUCCACUAUGACCUGGUCUUCAUCCUGGACACGUCCUCCAGCGUGGGAAAGGAAAACUUCGAGAAGAUCCGUCAGUGGGUGGCCAACAUGGUGGACUCGUUCACCAUCGGUGAGGAUAAGACCCGGGUGGCUGUGGUGCGCUAUAGUGACCGCCCCACCACGGAGUUCAACCUGGCCAGGUACAAAACCCUGGAGGAGGUCAGGAAGGCGGCGCGGAACAUCCGCUACCUCGGCGGGAACACCAAAACCGGAGAGGCCAUCCGCUACACCACCAACAACAUCUUCACCGCUCAGGCAGGGGCUCGGCUCUCCAACAGGGACAUCAAGAAGGUAGCCAUACUGAUGACGGACGGCAGGAGUCAGGAUUACGUUCUGGAGCCCUCCGUCGCCGCUGCCAAAGCGGGAAUCAGGAUGUUCGCCGUGGGCAUCGGGGAGGCGCUGAAGGAGGAGCUGGAGGAGAUCGCAGCCGACCCCAAGAGCACCCACACCUUCCACGUGGCAGAUUUCGACGCCAUCGAGAGUAUCAGAGGCAGGCUGACCAGUCGACUUUGCGUGGACUACGUGUGCCACAACAUGACGGUGGAGGCUGACCGGUUCCAGCCCGACGCUCGGGUCGCUGGCCAGAAGAACGUACAAGGGUUUGACCUGAUGGAUUACUUUAAGGUGAAGGAUAUUCUGGGGGAGAGGUCUGAGCCAGGUCAGAGCUCCUACGUCAGACUGGGAACCAUGCCUAUCGUCCAGCAGACUGCGGACGUGUUUACUAACGGUCUGCCCAACUCGUACUCGUUUGUUUCCACGUUUAAGUUCAGGAAGACGUCUCGGAGAGAGGACUGGUACCUGUGGCAGGUCUAUGAUAAAUAUGGCAUCCCUCAGGUCUCUAUCCGAUUGGACGGUGAGAAUAAAGCCGUGGAAUAUAACGCAGUGGGACUGACUAAAGACGCGGUCCGGGCGGUCUUCAGAAACCCGGAGGUGGACAACCUGUUCGACCGGAACUGGCAUAAGAUCGGUCUGGCUGUGGACGCCAAGUCUGUGUCUCUGUUUCUGGACUGUAAACAUCUCCAGACCAUCCCCAUCGAAGACCGCGAGGACAUCGACAUCAAGGGCAAGACCGUCAUCGGCAAGAGACUGUACGACAGCGUCCCCAUCGACUUUGACCUUCAUCGGAUGGUGAUCUACUGUGACUCUAAACUGGCUGAGCAAGAGACAUGCUGUGACCUUCCUGGAGGCCCUUGUCCUCAGCAGCUGGUGACGGAGCGUCCCCCUGUAGAGCUGGUGACCCCGACCCCGACCAGCACCGAGCAGAAAGGUGCCGUUCACGCCGUCAACUGCUCCUGCCCAGCAGGGGAACAGGGCGAGAGAGGCUUGCCUGGUGCUCAAGGCCCUAAGGGUGAAAAGGGAGACCCCGGCCUUAAGGGCGAUGCUGGACUGCAAGGACUGAGAGGACAGAAAGGAGAAGCUGGCAGGGCGGUCUCUAUCAAAGGAGAUAGAGGCGAGAAGGGGGACACCGGUGAGCGGGGUGAAUCUGGGUCACCUGGUGACAAAGGAGCACGAGGGGCUGAUGGAUUACCAGGUCUUGCAGGGAAACAAGGAGACAAAGGCGAACAAGGUGAACAGGGGCUUUCUGGAGCUGCUGGAGCUCCUGGUUCAGCGGGACCACAGGGAUUACAGGGUGAUCAGGGACUCCCCGGCGCUCCUGGUCCUAAAGGUGUUUCUGGUGAUCAUGGCAAGAAGGGAGAGAAGGGAACAUCAGGAGAGAGGGGUGAACCUGGGCAGGAUGGCUUUCCUGGAAAAACUGGACUUCCAGGAAAAGACGGUCUGAGAGGACUUGCUGGUGUACCUGGUCCAAAUGGAGUUAAAGGAGAAAAGGGAGAAAGAGGUCCUGCUGGAAUCCCUGGAGACGUGGUCCAGAUGGCAGGACUGAAGGGAGAAGUUGGAACCCCUGGUGUGCCCGGCCCUCCUGGAGCUGAUGGUGUUCCUGGACCUCCUGGUCCACCUGGUCCACCUGGAGAACCUGGAGAGCCUGGAGAAAUGGGACUGAGGGGAAAGAAAGGAGAAGGUGGAUUACCUGGAGUGGAUGGGCUUCCUGGACCACCUGGCCCCGUAGGACCACCUGGACCUUCUGGAAAUCCAGGACUGACUGGACCACCUGGAUUGCCUGGGGAAAUCGGUUUCUCUGGAAAACCAGGAGAGGCUGGAAAACCUGGUCUCCCAGGAAAGGAUGGGCUGGAUGGUCUUCCUGGAAAUGAUGGAGAGAAGGGCCCAAGAGGAGAAUCUGGCCAAGAUGGCUUCCCUGGAAAACCUGGACCAAAGGGUGAUGAGGGACCUCCAGGACCAAGAGGACCACCAGGAGAGAGAGGUGAAGCUGGUCAGCUUGGUCAGCCAGGUGAAAUGGGAUUAAGAGGAGAGCGAGGAAUGCCGGGUGAAAGAGGGAAGGAUGGAGUUUUCGGCCCGAAGGGAGAGAAAGGAGACAAGGGAGAUGUAGGACCCAGAGGUCUUCCAGGAGCCCCAGGAAAUGUGGAGAAUGUGAUUCCUGAGCCUGGUGAACCGGGUAAACCUGGAGAGAAGGGAGAAAAAGGAGACCAAGGAAAACCAGGAGAAAUAGGUCAGAGGGGGCUUCCAGGAGAACAGGGCUUCAGGGGACCAGCUGGACCCCCGGGAGUGAAGGGAGAUAAUGGAGAUAAAGGAGACCCUGGCAGAAAUGGAGACCCUGGUCCUCCAGGACUGACCGGCCAGCAGGGGCCUAGAGGACUACCCGGCAAUGUGGGAAUCCCAGGCAGUAUCGGACCACCUGGCAUAGCAGGACAAAGAGGAGAGAAGGGAGAUGCAGGAAAAGAUGGUCCUCCAGGUCCACCGGGUUCAGUCGGAGAGCCUGGUCUAAGAGGUGAAAUCGGAUUGCCUGGGAAGGGCAAAGAUGGAGUGAAGGGGGAUACGGGACAACCAGGCAUGCCUGGACCUCAAGGACUGAAGGGCCCACCAGGUAAUCCAGGAAUGCAGGGGAUGCCAGGAGCCAGAGGUCCUGCAGGAGAAGGAACUACUGGACCAUCAGGACCCCCAGGACCCCCUGGCCCAUUAGGAGCUGUGGGGGCGAGAGGAGCUCCAGGAAUGCCAGGCCCUGAGGGACCCGCAGGACACAACGGUUUGCCAGGAAGGCCCGGAGAGAAAGGUUCUCCAGGAGAGCCGGGUAAAGAUGCAGAUCCAUCCAAAAUCGACCUGAAGGGAAUCUGCUCAGACUGCCCUCCUGGACCAGCUGGACCCCCAGGAAUACCCGGACCUCCAGGAGACAAAGGCCUUACUGGACCUCCAGGAAAGAACGGGCAGGACGGAUAUCAGGGUUUACCUGGGCCAACUGGACCCCCGGGACCACCAGGAUCUGAUGGAACAAAGGGUGUGAAGGGUGACAGAGGACCAUCCGGAACCCCUGGAGAUAAAGGAGAAAAAGGACCCCCUGGACCACCUGGCUAUCCUGGAGCAGCUGGAACAAUGGGUCAACCUGGUAAUGAUGGCAACCCUGGACCCGUAGGUCCUGCUGGACCACCAGGUGAAAAGGGAAAAGAAGGAAUGGCAGGCAUCCAGGGUCCUCCAGGUCUACCAGGACUGAUGGGAAUGAUGGGAAAGCCUGGGAAAGAUGGGCGGCCAGGAGAAGCAGGAGAGCCAGGUAAACAGGGAGAACCAGGACCUCCAGGACGAGACGGGCUGAGGGGACUUCCGGGCUUUAAAGGCCACAGAGGAGAACCUGGACCACCUGGAUCAAAGGGCGAUGAGGGGAAACAGGGACCAACUGGGCGAGAGGGUCCACCUGGAAAAGAUGGAAAAGUUGGACCUCCUGGACUGGAAGGAGUUAGAGGACCUCGAGGAGAAUCGGGUAAACCCGGAGAGCCUGGACCGUCUGGAAAGCCUGGAGCGUCUGGGAAUCCGGGUCUUCCUGGCAACAAAGGCGAGACGGGAACGCCGGGAUUACCCGGUUUCAUAGGUCCAAAAGGACCGUCGGGCCCGCCCGGUCCCAUCGGCCCCGAGGGCAAACAAGGAAUGCCGGGAAGACAUGGAGACAGAGGAAACAAGGGAGAGAAGGGUGACAAUGGAAUAAAGGGAGACAAAGGUCCAACUGGAGAUCCAGGCAUGCCAGGGAACCCAGGACCUCCAGGCAGGAAGGGCCACACUGGGAUGAUGGGAAUGUCUGGACCACCAGGUGAGGUUGGUCCAGUUGGGCCACCUGGAACACCGGGCCAGCCUGGACUUCCAGGACAGAGGGGAGAAACACCAUCGCUGGAAUCAAUGCGGAGAAUGAUUCAGGAGGAACUCGCCAAACAGCUCGAAGCCAAAAUGGCCUACCUCAUGGCCCAGUUCCAGCCCACACAUGUUAAAAGUACAGCAGGUCGACCGGGCCCACCUGGACCACCAGGUAAAGACGGAUCUCCUGGAAGACCAGGACCACCUGGAGAGUCCGGCAUUCCUGGUCAAAAUGGAGCAGAAGGUCCCAGAGGUCCAAUGGGUCCUAAAGGUGAACGAGGCAGCAAAGGAGAUAAAGGAGAAGAUGGAGUUGGACAGAGAGGAGAGCCUGGUGCCAUUGGUCCAGCAGGUCCAGCCGGAAUGCCCGGAUACGGGAAAGAUGGCCUUCCGGGAGCUGCAGGAGCUCAGGGUGAACCUGGACAUCCAGGACCUCACGGCCAGCCAGGACCAGCUGGACCUCCAGGGCAGUGCGACCCCUCUCAGUGUGCCUACUACGCCAGCCUGGCAUCCCGACCUCACACUAAAAACGUCAAGGGCACCUAAUCCCUUCUUCAUCAUCAACCUGGACCUAUUUAUGAACUCGGAGAUUCGGUGAAGCCACGGCGUUUCCUGUGCGUGUCCGGGGAACGUCGGUUCGGGAAAGCUGAGACAUGCGUAGUUUGAGUGUGUUGUGGAGGUGUGUGAGUGUGUGGAUGUGUAUGUGUAUGUGUGUGUGUGUGUGGAUGAGUGUAGGAAUGUGUGUAUGUCCUGCCAUGUGUUGGUUGUUGGGUGGGCAGGAAUUGUUUUAUUUUUAUUUUUAUUUUGUAUUUUUAUUACUGAUUUUAAGGCUAGUUUAGGCUGAUUAAAUAUAGAUUAAUGUAGAUUAACUUCAUCCAGGGAUCAGGGAUAUUUGCUCUCAUUGUGAUUAGUGUGUGCAGCUUGUUAUUUUUAUUUUUAUUAUAAUUUUUUUUUUAUUAUUGAACAUAUCUAUGCAAUUAUUCCUCAUAUAAAAUAUAAGGUACCCCUUAAAAACUACCCUGGUCUGAGGUGCUGUAGAGUGACGCCACCGCCUCCUGCUCAGGCAGCGAUGGACUGAUGGAGAUAAAUUAGGCUGGAGAAUUGAUUUAUGGUGAAGGAGUGGUCUGGAGUCAGGAUGGGGCAGUUAUCUCUUUAAAAGAUUUAGCUUCUGGAGUUUUAUUGAUGAACAGGGAAGAGCAAGGCAAGGAGACACAAGUGAAACGUUAGAUUAGACACCUGGGGCCUCAUGUACUAAAGGUGCGUACGCACAAAAACAUUGCGUACGCCAUAUUUCACGCUCACGGUCAGAUGUACUAAAUUUGACUUGAACGUGAGAAAGUGCGUUCCCCCACGGAACUUUUGUUUCGGGCGUACGCCUUUUUUUGUGCGUAUGUUUUGUGUUUUUGUCAUUUGGCGACACUUAGAGGCGAUGCAUUGAAAUUACAACUAUUAAGACAUCCUUUAUGCACACAUUGUAGUAAGCAUUACUGGGUAAAAUAAAGUUAAUAAAUCAGACAAUUUCAUUGGCUUACAUAAAUAAUCGUUCAACGUGUUUCCACUUAGCCUAGAUUAUAUAAACAUGCAUAAAAGUUUGCGCUGAAGUUGUUGGAGUUGGCAACGUUGGCAUUAUUGGAAAAUAUUGCUAAUGGCCAAAUUCAUUGAGAGCGCAUUUUCCACGACCAUUAUGUUUUUUUGGCCCAUGAUGAUGACUGGCUUAUAAGCCGUUUUAGAUUUCCAAGAGCAUAGGAGGAUAAGAAAACAAGCUGAGUGCGUGACGGGCGGCUUCUUGGUAAGCAACUCAUUUAAAGCAUUUAAAUAAAAGCAUUUAUUAUCCCUCUUAGAAUAAUACAAUUUAAAACAUGGGUAAUUAUAUGCUACGCAUAUAUCAUAUUAAUAAUAAUAUAAUAAUAAUAAUUUUUAUUAUUAUUAAUUUUUUAUUAUUAUUAUAACUUUAUACUCUGCGUAAUUGAGGGAGGAGUCAUGGCAGGUGUGUUGUUUUCGUGCAUUUGCGCUUGAUUUCAAUUUGAUUGCGAUGUACUAAGAGAAAGUACGUGGGAUUCUGCCUACGCACGGUUUGAUAAAUGCGGAUUUUGUUGUGCGUACGGAACUUUUCAGGUCUGAGCGUACGGAACAUUUUAGUAGGAAGUCCACGCAAGUCUUGAAAAAAAAGUACAUGAGGCCCCUGGUCUCUUCAUGCAUCUUGAAAAUUAGGAUUAAAUAUGAAUAAUCGAACAUCUUCACAUUAAAAAUGGUGAAAUCACAUAUUGGGUCCUAUUGUACAAUCUGUGCAAGGUGCAUCAUAAUGCUUGUUGCUAUCUUUCACCCUGCCAACAGUCUAUUUUCACACCUUGUGCCCAUGCUGUUAAAAUAGCUUCAGAGUUUAGGAAUAAAUCUACUAAACUGAUGGGUGUGGUGGUCUGGAAUUUUGGCGUACGUGUUUCUAUCUUGGCGGCAGGAAAUGCAGUUGCGCCUCUGACUUAUUAAAACCCUGACAACAGUCAACAAUCAACAGUAACUGAUCAAAAAAAGGUUUCAUGUUGAAGCAGGUGUCGACCCAAGCUGGUCAUUUUGUUCAAAUUUGUGUGGGUACCAGCUAAUAAUCUAGCUAGUAAAAGACAUGAGCUCAUCCAAAACACAUUUAAAACCAACCUGAAACAAGCAGAACUCCUCCCAUCACAAAUUUAAACUCCUCCUGAUACAACAGAAACCAAAACAGAAACCAGUAAUAAUAUCCAUGUAAUUAGUGAAUUUGACAGUAUAUUGACAGCUGGGUCGGUUCGAGACCAGAUCACAUUCUCACCACAAGCGAACCAGACUCCAGAGUUGGUUUGAAACCCGACUAAGAUCACCUGUUUUGGUCCAAAUCCGAGUUUGAUUACUGAUUUCACCAAAAUCAGUACACAAAAUGUUUUAACUGAACCAAACAGUGCCGGUAUGAAAACGCUCCUACUGUACUCCCACAUCUCCAGCUCAGCCUCCUGUCAGCUAAUUAAAGGCACCUGAAGGCGGAGUCUGUUUUUAAAACUUGAACAAAAUGACCACAGGCUUCAACCAGGGACUCAAAUCAACGUGGGUGAUGACCAGCUGUCCAAUGUUCACAGCCAGAGGUCACCCCUGAUCUGCUUAAAUAACAAAUACAGAAUUUAAUCUGUUUUGUUCAUCAAGAGCAGGGCUCUUCAAUCCUGGUCCUUGACGUCCUCGGCCAUGCAAAUAUAUGGAUUCCCGUCUUCCAACACACCUGAUUCAACCAAUCAGCUCAUUAACAAACCCUCUCAGAGAGUCAGUGGGUAUAAAAAGGCAAGCAAUCCUCUAAAAUGGGUUUUGCAAAGGGUUCCCAGCAUGCAGACCAAAGAACACUGUUCUAGAGGGACAUUUUAGAUGAGAUUUUAGAGGAUCAAACCUGGACAAAUUAUUGAGAACUUUCUUUGCUGGAUUAUUUUACCACUAUAUACCACCUCUGUUUUACACUACACUUCUAAUGGAUGCAUUUGGCUAAUUUAAGCUGUUCCCACUGCUGAGAGAGUACUUCCAAUAGAAUAGCACACUCUGGAGCAUGUAGAUACACAGAAACCUAAUGGAACCAUGCCUAAUUCCAUCCAAUACAUUGGGAUGGGUGGGGAUGCAAUGCAAUCAAAUUCUCACAGAAAUGCAGUGUCCAAAAUCUUUUACACUGUAAACCCUAAUAAGUUAAGUCUACUCAAAUUAUUAGAGAAUAUUUGUUGCUUCAAACGAACUAAGUUUUCAAAAAAUAUAUAUUAAUUUAUAAUACUUAAUGGAGCAUUAUUAAAUUCAACAGACAAACCGCUCUAUCUUACUGGUUUAAAUGUAUUGCAAUGAUUAAAUUAAGUUGUUUUUUACGCAACAUAUGCAUAAUGUAGUUGGUUUUAUAGCCAAAAAUUCGAAAUUAAAGGGACACCAUCAAAAAAUUAAAUUAAUAUAGACUAUUAAAAGUACCUUACAUUAGAAGUCUUUUGUCAAAAUCAUUAAUUCCCAUGAAUAAGCUUUAGAGUGAACU
Molecule: messenger RNA, 8636 nt
Organism: Astyanax mexicanus (Mexican tetra)
Lineage: Eukaryota; Metazoa; Chordata; Actinopteri; Characiformes; Acestrorhamphidae
Gene: col22a1
Product: collagen, type XXII, alpha 1
Exons: 65
Coding region: 299-5167 (1622 amino acids)
Source: RefSeq, a predicted model, not a curated record